CAACGCGACAACGUUUGACCUCGACCUCGUCAUCCGGCUACACUAUCCAUUAAAAAUUUUCAAGCCCUAUUCGAAUCAACGUUUUCACUUGUCGCAUGGUUUCAUGACUGUUGACGAAUAAAAUAUUUUCUUUUCAAACCUGCGCUGGACCCGCGCCAUCCGCUCAUACCCUCCAUCGCCAGUGGCUACUGUGCUCAACGAAUCGCCGCUCUCCUUCCACCGUUAUCGACCAUUGACAACCCAUUUCAUCAGAAAUGGCCACCGACUACAGCAAGAAGACCAAUGCCGAGCUAGUGGAGAUCCUUAAGUCUCGCUCACUCCCACAUACCGGUAAGAAGGCGGAAAUGGUUGCGCGUCUUCAGGAGGAUGACAACAAGACCCAAUCGGCUGCGCCUGCCGCGAAAACCGAUAACGCAGAGGACGUUAUCGAUUGGGAGGAUGACGACGUUCCUGCCGCAGAAAAGCCUUCUACGGAGGCUGGUGCUGCUGCUAUCGCUGCUGGGGGCCAGGGCGCCGUGUCUAACCCGACUGCGGUUCCAAACCAGCAGCAAGACACCGACCCUGCUACUACGGACGAUCUUAAGGUAGAAUCUCAAGGGGCAACUGCCUCAGACGUGCAAGAGGGACAGAAGACAGCCACCGCGGAGGCACCUGAGACAGCAGAAACUGCCCAGGCUGAGGAGAAGCCGGCGCCGAACUACUCAAUCGGCCUCUCUGUCACCGACAUGGAGGAGGAAUUGAAGAAGCGCAAGGCACGCGCGGAGAAAUUCGGCAUCACGGAGGACUCGAAGGCUGCCAUCGAAGAGGCAGAGAGGAAACUGGAGAGGGCUAAACGCUUUGGUGCUGCCCCUGAGGAGGAGACGGUUACCGCCGGAGUUAGCAAGUUGGACCAGGCACUUCCCACCGAGAAGGCCCGUAAGAGGGGUCGCGGCGAGAAUGACCAAGGCAGGCGUGGAGGCAAAAGACGUGAUUUCGGCGGGAGGAACAAAAACCAAAACCAAAACCAGAAUCAGAAUCAGAAUCAGAACCGGCGACGGGGCCAGGGUAGCCGUAACCAAGGUCAUAACCAGCGAGGAAAUGAGAAGAGCACCAGUAGUGGCUUAAGUGAGAAGGAUAAGCUUGCUCUGGAGGCCAGGAAGAAGCGAUUUGGGACUGCUGCGUGAUUACAUCCAUGUUUCAUUACAACUUCUAUUCGUCAUUUAUUUAAACUGGUUCAAUAUCAUAGGCGUUUUUGAGGGAAUCAUUAUUGUGGCAUCUUUCAAGGGAU
Molecule: messenger RNA, 1267 nt
Organism: Aspergillus alliaceus
Lineage: Eukaryota; Fungi; Ascomycota; Eurotiomycetes; Eurotiales; Aspergillaceae
Product: SAP domain-containing protein
Exons: 1
Coding region: 255-1163 (302 amino acids)
Biological process (GO): poly(A)+ mRNA export from nucleus
Cellular component (GO): nucleus
Source: RefSeq, a predicted model, not a curated record